UCUAUUGAAACGUUCUGAAGUGUUCUGCAUAAUUAAAAACACAGCUAAAUAUAUCGAUUAAUGCUUCUAUCGCGGCGUUAUAAAAUACAUUCAGCUUUUAUACAAAAAUACUAAGAGACUGAUAGAAUUUAAAAAUUGUGGUGAUUUAAAAUGUUAAAAUAAAUAAAAUCGUGAAAAUAAUUGUUAUUAAAGUUACAGAAAUGUACUGGAUCCUUUGAAUGAUAACCGUACUAUAAAAUAAAUGCAUCAAACUUUCCAAACAACACGUGACGCAGGCUCUUUUUAAUCAAAACAAUUCUAGAAAUUUAUAGGACCUGUGUCCAUUAAACAUCCGACUAAAAUCGAACGGCUUAAGAUUGUUGAUUUAAAAUGAUAGUGAAAUAAAAAGAAGUGUAAGAUGCAAUGACAGCGAAUAUAACUGAUGAACUGUGUAAGAUAUGCGAUGGUAGAAUUGAGUGUGCCCCUACAGCCAUCUUACUGAUAUCCUUGGUACACACUCUUUACGGACACAUCGCUGCUGAACCAGAUUAUUUUGGUAAAAGUCAAGGUAAAACUGACGAACUUAUCAAAUUCAGGCACAAAAAUCCUCUCGAAAAUGUUGAAGAGGAAUAUGAUUUUGUGGUGAUAGGUGGCGGUACAGCCGGCUGUGUUCUUGCCAGUAGACUAUCAGAAAAUAGGAAAUGGAAGAUCCUUCUUAUUGAGGCAGGGCCUGAAGAGCCGAAAAUAGCUUUGAUACCAGGUCUGACUAGUGAAUUCAAAGGUUCAAGUCUCGACUGGCAGUACAGCAUGAGACCCAAGAAGGGUUUCUGUCAAGAUCGUGUUGAAACAGGCUGUGAAGUAGUUCAAGGCAGAGUGCUAGGAGGUACUACCUCCAUUAACGACAUGGCGUACAUGAGAGGAAGUCCAGCAGAUUACGAUGAAUGGGCUUUAAAUGGAAACGAAGGAUGGAGUUUCAGCGAAGUUUUACCGUAUUUCAAAUAUUCAGAAGGAAAUUAUGACAAGGACAUUUCAAAAAACAAAGUUUAUCAUUCAACCCAGGGUCCAUUGGAUGUCGGGAGGUAUCCUUACGUGGACGAUAACGUGGAUGUUUUGUUAAGUGCAUUCAAUGAGUUAGGGUACAACUACACCGAUAUUAAUGGAAGAAAUCAAUUGGGGUUCAUGAGAAUUCAGACUAUGUCGUAUUUUGGCGAACGAGUUAGUGCGUACACUGCUUUCAUAGAUCCAAUUAGAAAAGUACGUUCAAAUUUAAAUGUAAUUACAGAAGCGUUGGUAACUAAAAUACGAUUUGAGAAUAUCGGAGAAGUCGUGAAGGCGCACAGUGUGGUUUACAUGAAAAAUGGUACAAGAGUCUUAGUUAGAGUUAACAAAGAAGUUAUACUGAGCGCGGGAGCGAUAAAUUCUCCCAGAUUAUUAAUGCUCUCUGGAAUCGGACCCAGAGACUAUUUAGAAUAUUUAGGUAUUAAAGUUCACGCGGAUUUACCUGUCGGCGGUAAUUUUCAUGACCAUUUAUCUGUUUGUUUGCCUGUCAUUAAACUAACAAAAACGGCUACAACAUCUAAAUUCCCGGAAAAGCUUAAAGAUAUUACAAAUUAUUACACAAAAGGUGUAGGGCCGCUGGCGGCGAAUUUCCAAGUAGUUGCUUUUGUGGAGUCUAGUAUUUCAGAUGUUUUGGGGACCCCUGAUAUAGAGAUCAGGUUUAAGGGUCACGAUUCCAAUAUGUAUUACGACAGGCUGAAUAUUUGCGUGUCUUUGUUAACGCCCAAAAGUCGAGGACAAGUAGUAUUAAACGCUACAGACCCAAUAUUUGGGAAGCCAUUAAUUUAUCCGAAUUUUCUUAAAGAUCCAACCGACGAAAUUAAAUUACUUGAAGGUGUCCAGCACGCAGUAAGACUUUUUGAUACUGAAGUCUUUAAAACAGCAGGAUUUGAGUUCGAUCCUCGUCCAAUAUUAAAUAAUGAAUGUAAAAACCAUGAAGCAGUUUCAACUCAGUUUUGGUCGUGUAUUAUCAAACAAUUUUCUAUGCCAUUACAUAAUUACGUAGGCACAUGUAAGAUGGGUACAGUCACUGAUUCGAAAUCAGUUGUCGACAGUAGUCUGGGGGUGUACGGUAUUUCUAAUUUAAGAGUGGUAGAUGCGUCAAUAAUUCCUAAGAUAACUAGAGGUUCAACUGCUGCUCCUGUGAUAAUGAUAGCUGAAAAAGCAAGUGAUUUAAUUAAAACUAUUUGGUAUUAAA
Messenger RNA from Bombyx mori (domestic silkworm), 2233 nucleotides. Its product is annotated as glucose dehydrogenase [FAD, quinone]. The record is from RefSeq and is a predicted model, not a curated record. Gene Ontology annotation, molecular function: flavin adenine dinucleotide binding; oxidoreductase activity, acting on CH-OH group of donors. Lineage: Eukaryota; Metazoa; Arthropoda; Insecta; Lepidoptera; Bombycidae. Bases 403 to 2232 code for a protein of 609 amino acids. The transcript is spliced from 3 exons.